Phanerochaete carnosa HHB-10118-sp is the source of this 1410-nucleotide messenger RNA. RefSeq lists its product as uncharacterized. The coding region runs from base 590 to 1201 and encodes 203 amino acids. The transcript has a single exon. The record is from RefSeq and is a predicted model, not a curated record. NCBI's taxonomy places the organism in Eukaryota, Fungi, Basidiomycota, Agaricomycetes, Polyporales, Phanerochaetaceae.
AGAUCCGGUCUUCAACCCCGACCUCAGCUCCGUCGCUGGAAGUCAAUGCCCACGUCGCAGCCAGCACCCUCCGACCGUCCCCUUUUCGCGUGUCAGCGCUGCGCAGCCGUAAACGUACAGGGUGCUAUCUGCACCUGGUGCGGUCAUGCCUGCGACCCCAUCCGCAACACGCCUGCCGCGCGUCGUAGGGUUAGUGCGCCGCAAUUACUUAACGACGCACAGAAAGAGCAGCUGCGCCUCAUCGAGAAGAACGCGGCUAUCAUCCGAGGACUCAUAACCAGUCAGACUGUGCCUAUGACGGAAAUGUCCCCGGUGAAACGGCACAAGAAUCGAGAUGCGGCGAUUUAUACCCUCAGUGCUACUACGGGGAUGGUGCGCACGGUGAGCGGCGCCUGCUUCUCUUGCGCAUGUACCAAGUUUACUCUGUUAUUCACAGAACGGCAGCGCGGAAGUUUUUUUGCGGUCCAGCAUUAUAUCCGCGGUCGAGGCUGCCACAUCUCCAAAUCUACCGGCCUCUCCGGCGAAAGAAGAUAUGACUGAGAAUAGGACGUCCCUGACCCCGAUGCGAACUUUGCGCAGGCGCAAACGAAUGUCCAUCGCCCGGCGUCGUUCGUCACGUUCUCUGCGAAGCCGGCCAUCCAAGGGCGCGCUCCCUACGCCCCCUCCCUCCGACACUAUCGAUGCACGACCUACUACACCGGAAAGUACACGUACCAGUCUUACCAGGGUAUCACGUCUUCCUCCCAGCCCUCCGCGCUCUGUCGUCUCGGCUCGUCUCGGCUCCCCUUCUCGGCCUCUUUACACUGCCAUUAGAAAGCGGUUGGACUCGGAUAGCUCUUUCUUCUCCGUUGGCUCUGUUCGCUCUGUCUCCCCCCACGCUCAGCCGGCAGCCGAACGACCGACGAGUAUCACGUCCGAGCCUGCCCUCUCCGAAUCUGACGAGGACGGAAUGGACAUUACAGACUUGCUCCCCAAGGCACCUAGCCGCGGUCAUUUCCGCGCCUCGAGCGGCUGUUCGCUCAGCGGGGAGACCGAGCUGCGGAUGGCGCUCUCGAGACAGCGAAGCCAAACAGUCGGGGGUCCGAGGCCGGAAUACGUCUACCGCGAUCGCGGACAACAGAAGGACUUUGCGAGCCUCAUGCAGACUGUGAAGAAGAUUAGUCAAGGCAUGAAGAGUCUUGUCAAGUCUCGGGAUGGAUAAGGGCCUCGCUCUGGUUUAUUCUCUGCUCUCUCUUUCUCUGCCUGUGACUUUGCUUGACUCUCGCACGCGACCCUGUGCUCCUCUAUCAUCGAUUUUUGCCUCCUGCUGCUAUCGUUGUUGGUCUAUGCUUUCUUUUGCAGCUUUCUCUCCUAUACCAUGCCCAAGUGUCAACAUGUAGCGUCGUACUCGUGUCAUACUAUUUGAUCGAC